Drepanopeziza brunnea f. sp. 'multigermtubi' MB_m1 is the source of this 1134-nucleotide messenger RNA. RefSeq lists its product as uncharacterized. Gene Ontology annotation, biological process: pyrimidine nucleotide import into mitochondrion. The record is from RefSeq and is a predicted model, not a curated record. Lineage: Eukaryota; Fungi; Ascomycota; Leotiomycetes; Helotiales; Drepanopezizaceae. Gene Ontology annotation, cellular component: mitochondrion. Gene Ontology annotation, molecular function: pyrimidine nucleotide transmembrane transporter activity.
AUGAAUACCACAUCGAGUUCAGAGCAGCAGAUUUCUUCGGCGCCUACACAGCUUCUGCAGUCGCGUGAGACGGGGGACCUGGGGCCUCCGCAGACCAGAUAUGCGGCUUCGUUAGCGACGAAGCCUGCGCCCGUGGCAAAGUCGUGGGCGCAUUUUGUCGCCGGGGGCGUAGGAGGAAUGAGCGCAGCAGCGCUGACUGCACCCCUCGAUGUCCUCAAGACGCGUCUCCAGUCCGAUUUCUACCAGGCGCAGCUCGCGCAAACCCGACUCGCAAAGGGCAUCUCGCCGCACGCACAUCUCUCCGCCGUCCGCAGCGGCCUGCUACAUUUCCGCGAGACGUUUCAGAUACUAGGUUCGGUGCAUAGGAUCGAGGGCUGGAGGGCGCUGUUCAAGGGUUUGGGACCGAACCUGGUUGGCGUGGUUCCCGCGCGGUCCAUCAAUUUCUUCGUGGUCGGGAACGGGAAGAGGAUUAUUGCAGACUAUGGGAAUAAUGGGAAGGAGUCUGCUUGGGUGGUUCUUUGUGCUGCAGCAGCGGCUGGUAUAGUCACUUCGACGGUCACAAAUCCCAUUUGGCUGAUCAAGACGAGGUUACAGCUGGACAAGACCGUGGUGGAGAGGACGGGUGGCGUGGCCCAGAGGAGGUACAAGAACUCCUGGGACUGUAUAAAACAGGUUGUGAGACAGGAGGGCAUUCGGGGCUUGUACAAGGGGAUGAGUGCGAGCUAUCUGGGGGUUACGGAGAGCACGCUUCAGUGGGUGCUUUAUGAGCAGAUGAAGAAAUCUCUGGCGGAGCGGGAAGAGAGGAUCAUUGUCAGUGGGAGACCGAAGACUUGGUGGGACAAUACGGUGCAGUGGACGGGAAAUGUAGGAGCCGCUGGGAGUGCCAAACUCGUUGCGGCUCUCGCAACCUACCCUCACGAGGUCGCGCGAACCCGUCUCCGUCAAGCGCCGACAGAAAACGGUCGACCCAAAUACACCGGCCUCAUCCAGUGCUUCAAGCUGAUAUGGAAAGAGGAAGGCAUGGUGGCCAUGUAUGGCGGGCUCACACCUCAUCUUCUGAGGACGGUUCCCAGCGCUGCCAUCAUGUUCGGAAUGUACGAGGGGAUCUUGAAGCUUUUGCACACACCGGAAUAG